UCCACAUGUCGAAGUCAGGCCUCAUAGUGCCGUGAUGAUUUCAUCACUCGUGGUGGUGAAUAUUAUUUGGUGGAUGGUUAUGAUUGCAGCCAUUAGUUUGGGGGCUACACAUCUGAGCCGUUGUCCAGUGCAACCAAACAUCCCCAUUUACCUGAUAGUGCUGGGAGCAAGCCACCUCCUAUCUCUGUCUCUGACCUACACCUGGAACAGCUGGGGGGACGACAAGCCCUCCAUCAUGUGCUCGGCCUUCACGGCCGCCCUGCACCUCUUCACUUUCGUCUGGUUCUUUGUAGGCACUUCCUGGAUUUACCCUGUUUAUCCUCCCGACUACACACCCGGAACAUUGCGAUACUGCCACAAGACAACCUACCAGUUGGCCUUCGCUAUCACCACCUUGGUGUGGGUCGCCACCACCCUCAUGUUCAUCUGCAGUUGUUGCUUCGCUCUGCUGACCUGCUGUAAGAUGGUCAUGUCAGGACACAGACUGAUACCCAACCGCUAUUCUUUCUAUGGGGCCACAAGUGAUUCUCAUGAACCCGCUGGUGGUGAUGUGUGAUGCAUAUGUUUUUUCAUAUUUUCUAAUGCCUAAAUAAUGUAUUAUUAGUGUGCACUCCUCCUGUAAACAAUUGAAGAAAGUGGCCUUACUUCACUUGAGAUUUAAAUAACAUUUUUGCAACAUUUCAAGGGUUGUUUUCAAGGAGCUCUGUCCACCUUAAUUCAACAUUAUUAUUCAUCUACAUGGUGUGUGGUUACAUUUAGGAACAGCACUGUUUGAUCACAACAGGAAGCAGUUAACAUUUGAGCCGAUAGAAGAGAAGUUGUUAGAUAAUCUAGUGGCCGCAAAUAUUGAUUCAGCAUUGAAAUGGAGAAUAAAUUGUUUUUAAUACAGUGUUUUUAUAUUCUCCUCAUAUGUGUUUGUUUUUACAAACAUUCUCUGUGAUAAAGUUAUUACAAAUCCAGAUACAGAUCCUCUCUCACUGACCGUUGCUACCUUAGCCAUUAAACCUGAC
Messenger RNA from Pseudoliparis swirei, 1010 nucleotides. RefSeq names its product transmembrane protein 272-like. Lineage: Eukaryota; Metazoa; Chordata; Actinopteri; Perciformes; Liparidae. The transcript has 4 exons. The coding region runs from base 35 to 556 and encodes 173 amino acids. The record is from RefSeq and is a predicted model, not a curated record.